AUGGGCUGUUAUGGCCAGGACCUAUUUGAGCCAAUUGCCCUCGGACAACCACCAACAAACAUCCAGCAACAGGGAGGCCAUCCUGUGCCGCGGUUGGGUAUCACCAAUGCCACUGGACCUAUCGAGACCAACAAAUUCUACGAAAACUUUGUUCUGGGAACCCAGAACUUUCCGGCUUUCUUGAUGCCAUAUACUCUGGCUUGGAGUAAAGGAAGCGGUAACGCUCAAAGUUGGGGCAUGGCGAUCUCGCAUGUUGAACAAAGCCAGAAGGUGUUCGGACCUGCCAACACGGCUAUUCCAAACUCGCCAGACUCCUACUACAUCAAUCCCUUAGGCAUCCAAUCCCUGAUUCUUUCUGCGGCAGAAUUUCAAAGCAACACCAUCCUCACUACUGAUUCACUGCUGGCGUUCUCGGCAAAUGUCCAUCUGCAGCCCUCCACUGGCUCAACCUCGAUCCUGACCAUGCCUGUCGUACAGGGGAUGGUUUUUAUCACUGGCCAAUACAUCAACCUACAGCCCAAUAUCCAGAGCAGCGUCUUCUUCCGCAGUGUCUCAGCCGCUGGAGAGCCUAAACCAGGCGUUUUCAAGUACAGAAUCACGCUAGAGGAUGGUAAAGUUUGGCUUUUGUACGCCCUACCAUCCAAUGGCAUUAAUCCUAAUUUCAAGCUCGCAUCAAGCACGUUGCUCCAAGGGCCCGAGAACUGGUACGGUGACGUGCAAGUAGCCAAAUUGCCGAGUGAUGGUCUCGACUUCAUCUAUGAUGACGCUGCAGGCACGUGGCCCACAGCUGGACAAGUGGGUGGCCACGCCCAAGAUGCAAAAGCUCAGUACAGCCUGUCAUGGACAAAAGCCGGGCCUUUUUCAGAGAACUCGACCCUUGUUAUGUUUGCUCUCCCUCACCACGUCCAGUCGUUCGCAGCCACCAGUCCAAAAACUGUGACGAACCUAACACUAGCCACCACUACCGUUGGUAAUGCUACGGCAGUAAUCGCAGAUUACUGGGUCCUGGAGGAGAACGAGCUUCCGACAUCGCUCGGGUUUGCACCCUGGAGGCCGGCAGACUCAUCUGAAUCAACUAUGAACUUGUCAGCCGCUGCUGUCGCGGCCAUUCAGCAGGUCUCUGUCACGGAGGCCUCUCAAAACAUGUCAGCUCAAACGAACCUCAACAGCAUGUACUAUUCCGGCAAGGCGCUGAGCAAGUUUGCAACAUUGGUCUAUACAAUGCACGAUCUUGCUGAUCAAGCAGACCUGGCUAAGACUGCGCUGCUUGAAUUAGAGAGUUGCUUCGAAGUCUUCUCCGACAACCAACAAGAGUACCCGUUGUUGUACGACACGGACUGGAAGGGCAUCGUCUCGUCAGCAAGCUACGUUACCGGUGAUGAUGGCGUCGAUUUUGGCAAUUCUUAUUACAACGACCAUCAUUUUCACUACGGCUACUUCCUCCAUGCUGCUGCUGUCAUCGGCUAUUUGGACCCUACAUGGCUCAUCAAAAACAAGGACUAUGUCAAUGCUUUGGCCCGGGAUGUGUCCAAUCCAAGUUCGCUGGACCAGUACUUCCCGGUCUUUAGAUCUUUUGAUUGGUACCAUGGGCACUCAUGGGCCAAGGGGCUUUUCGCUUCCGGAGAUGGCAAAGACGAAGAAUCGUCUUCCGAGGAUUCCAUGUUUGCUUAUGGUCUAAAGAUGUGGGGCAAGACCAUUGGCGAUGCUUCUAUGGAAGCUCGUGGUAACUUGAUGCUGUCGGUGCUUGCACGCAGCUUGCAGAACUAUUUCCUCAUGACCUCUGAUAACGUCAAUCAGCCAGCAGCAUUCAUUGGCAACAAGGUUACAGGGAUUCUGUUUGAAAACAAAGCGGACCAUACUACCUACUUUGGAAACGACUUGAGUUAUAUCCAGGGCAUCCAUAUGAUCCCGGUGAUGCCUUUCUCGACUCUGACACGAACACAGCAAUUUGUGGCUGAAGAAUGGACUACUUACUUUGCGGAUGGCGCGGUGAGGGACGCCACUGGUAUUUCAGGAGGGUGGAAAGGUAUCGUAUACGCAAAUUUCGCCAACAUUAACCCGAGUGCAGCGUACAGUUUCUUUACGCAGGACAACUUUGACAUGAGUUGGAUCGAUGGAGGGGCUUCUCGGACGUGGUACAUUGCACUCAGUGCCAUGCUGGGAGGUUCUCCAUGA
Messenger RNA from Exophiala spinifera, 2175 nucleotides. RefSeq lists its product as uncharacterized. Gene Ontology annotation, molecular function: glucan endo-1,3-beta-D-glucosidase activity; endo-1,3(4)-beta-glucanase activity. The record is from RefSeq and is a predicted model, not a curated record. The coding region runs from base 1 to 2175 and encodes 724 amino acids. Lineage: Eukaryota; Fungi; Ascomycota; Eurotiomycetes; Chaetothyriales; Herpotrichiellaceae. Gene Ontology annotation, cellular component: cell surface. The transcript is spliced from 4 exons.